Molecule: messenger RNA, 1737 nt
Organism: Daldinia childiae
Lineage: Eukaryota; Fungi; Ascomycota; Sordariomycetes; Xylariales; Hypoxylaceae
Product: putative acyl-CoA synthetase YngI
Exons: 2
Coding region: 1-1737 (578 amino acids)
Biological process (GO): fatty acid metabolic process
Molecular function (GO): medium-chain fatty acid-CoA ligase activity
Source: RefSeq, a predicted model, not a curated record
AUGGCUACACAAUCGAAUAUUUCAACAUCGCCAAAUCCUCAGUUUCAGAGGCAACCAAUGUCCUAUUUAGAGGGUCCGGUAGAUCCUCCGUUAGUAGAUCUUACUCUCGGCGAACUUUUAGAUCUCCAAUGUCAGCAUCACGGCAGCCGGGAAUGCAUCGUCACGCCUUGGACAGGUGCUCGGUGGACAUACAAUGAGCUCAACCAGCAAAGCUCUCAGUUGGCGAGGACGCUGCUUUCCCUUGGGAUCAGUGUUGGUGAUCGCGUUGGCAUUAUGGCCGGUAAUUGCGAGCAAUACGCCGCCGUCUUCUUCGCUGUCGCACGGAUCGGAGCUAUACUGGUUAUAUUGAACAACACAUACACACCAACAGAAGCGUUACACGCACUCAAGUUCUCAGACUCGAAAAUAUUCUUCACAACGAAGAAAAUUGGAAGGCUGCAAAACACAAAAUUAUUAGCAGAACUAGCCAAGGAGAAGGAGGGCCCCAACGUUGUCAUCUUGAGAGGCGAGUCGGGAUCUUAUCCAACAUAUGCGGACCUAAUUAAGCAAGGAAGAUCGGUAAGUGACAGUGAUCUUCAUCGUCUCGGGAAGAAGGUCCUCGCGCAUAAUGUGUGUAAUCUGCAAUUCACCAGCGGCACCACAGGUCUUCCCAAGGCGGCUAUGUUGACGCACCACAACAUCGUCAACAACGCUCGCUUCAUUGGCGACCGUAUGCGACUUACCCCAGAUGAUGUUCUCUGUUGUCCACCACCAUUGUUCCACUGCUUCGGUCUCGUGCUCGGUAUGAUGGCCGUCAUUACCCACGGCGCCAAGAUCGUGUACCCGGAGGAGACCUUCGAUCCAGCCGCUGUCCUCCGCGCCAUCUCCGACGAACGGUGCACGGCAGUACAUGGCGUCCCCGCCAUGUUCGACACCCUCUUCAGCCUUCCCUUCCCUCCUAACUUCGACUGCACCAACCUGCGCACGGGAAUCAUUGCUGGUGCCCCUGUGCCCCGCUACCUCAUGGAGCUGCUCGUGGAGCGUUUUGGCAUGACUGAGUUCACUAGCAGUUACGGACUGACAGAGGCCAGCCCGACCUGCUUCAACGCAUUCACCGACGACGCUAUUGAAAAGCGACUGACUACCGUGGGUACAUUGAUGCCUCACGCGCGCGCCAAGAUCGUCGACCACGAUGGUCAAAUCCUACCGCUGGGCGCACGCGGUGAGCUGUGCAUCGCGGGGUACCAGCUACAAGCCGGAUACUGGAACAACUCGGAGAAAACAGCAGAGGUGAUGCAACGCGACGCUGAAGGCGUCCUAUGGCUACGAACAGGCGACGAAGCCGUAUUUGACGAGCAAGGAUACUGUUCCAUCACCGGACGAUUCAAGGACAUCAUUAUUCGCGGCGGCGAAAACAUAUACCCGCUCGAGAUCGAAGAACGGCUACUAGCACAUCCGGCCAUAACCCGAGCGAUAGUCACGGGGCUCAAGGACGCGCACUAUGGAGAGGUGGUCGGCGCGUUCUUGCAGCUAGCGGAUGAAGCCGUAAAGGAGGGGCAAAAACUUGGUGAUCAGGAAGUUCGUGAUUGGGUGCAGCAGAAGCUGGGACGUCAUAAGGCACCGACACACGUAUUCUGGCUAGGCGAGGAUGGCGUACCGGCUGAUGUGCCGUUGACGGGAAGUGGUAAGGUUAAGAAGUUCGAGAUGGCGCGGUUUGGCGAAGAGAUAUUGAGGAAGAGGCGUCUAGAGAAGUUGUAA